AGAACGAAACUUUCCUUUCACGCUACACACCCAAAUACGAUACGCAACCUAGUCGUAUUUGGUCCGUCGUCAGUAGGCUUUCUGCGGGUCAAAUCAUACCAAAUCUGAAUCGAAUUUCUCCUCGCAGCUAUCGCCAGCACCACCGCGAGCAAAAUCAAUGGCAAAUACACAAAGCAUGCCGCUGAUCUCGAUACUGGUAGCUCUCUUCUUGGUGUCAUCUUCGCUCGCUAGCACAGAUGUUCCCUUCAUCGUAGCCAACAAGAAGGCCACUCUCAAUAGGCUCAAAUCCGGAGCCGAACGCGUCUCUGUCUCCAUUGAUAUCUACAAUCAGGGAACUUCGACUGCUUAUGAUGUGAGUCUUGUUGAUGAUCACUGGCCUCAAGAUAUAUUUGAUAUCAUAAGUGGAAACACUUCACAGUCAUGGGAAAGACUUGAUGCUGGUGGUAUCCUGUCACACUCUUUUGAGUUGGAGGGUAAAGUGAAAGGACUGUUUUAUGGUUCCCCAGCAGUCAUUACUUUCCGUAUCCCGACUAAGUCAGCUCUACAGGAGGCAUAUUCAACUCCCAUACUGCCUCUAGAUGUCCUGGCUGAGAGACCUCCUGAAAAGAAGUUUGAGUGGGCUAAGAGGCUAUUGGCAAAAUAUGGAUCUGUAAUUUCUGUCAUCUCUAUCGUGGUUCUUUUUGUGUACCUGGUUGCCACCCCUUCCAAGUCCAGUGCAGCAAAAGCAAGCAAGAAGAGGCGUUAAUCAUUACAGCUGAGAAACUAAUCUAUCGCAAGCAAACCACUGGAUGCAUGAGUAUGUCUCAGUUGCUAGUUAAAUUUCCUUUUUCCUUUUUAUCUCCUAGAAUUGAGAACUGUCUUUUAUCGAAAACCUUCAUUUAUGCAGCAGUUAAAGAACAAAUUUUUGUUGCUUAGGGUGAAUUCCAAUCCAUGUCAUCUUUGGCAUUGCACAUUUAAAGAUCACUGACUGUUAACCAAUUUUGGAAUUCUAUUUUAGUUUGGCUUAGACGGUAUGAAAUGAAAUUCCACUUUGGAUUAUUAUUAUUAUA
This is a messenger RNA of Manihot esculenta (cassava), 1049 nucleotides long. RefSeq names its product translocon-associated protein subunit beta. Gene Ontology annotation, cellular component: membrane; endoplasmic reticulum. The record is from RefSeq and is a predicted model, not a curated record. The transcript is spliced from 6 exons. Lineage: Eukaryota; Viridiplantae; Streptophyta; Magnoliopsida; Malpighiales; Euphorbiaceae. Bases 158 to 745 code for a protein of 195 amino acids.